This is a messenger RNA of Chaetomium fimeti, 867 nucleotides long. RefSeq lists its product as uncharacterized. The transcript has 3 exons. The record is from RefSeq and is a predicted model, not a curated record. Lineage: Eukaryota; Fungi; Ascomycota; Sordariomycetes; Sordariales; Chaetomiaceae. The coding region runs from base 331 to 597 and encodes 88 amino acids.
CCUGAACGAUUUGAUCCCUUCCAACCCGCAAUGCCUGCCGACAACUACCUAGGCACCUAAGCCAAUAAUGGAGAGAUACUCCGCAGGUGCGCCGAUCUCGAGAUCGGUCCCAACUCAGCUCUUUCCCGUGUUCAAGGAAGCCCCGCACUUCGAUGGUGGGCCUCACGACAUUAAACAACUACCUAGUGGUCUAUAAAUUGCUUCUCUUUAUGCCCGCCCCUCGAACAAAGAGGUUUUGGUCUACAACUCUUCUUCGCAUUUCAUCGUCAUCAGCGUCUUCAGCCUCUUUGCACCGAUAUAGGAUUUACCAGUCCGACACCAAUCAUCAUCAUGUCUGGCAAGGGAUACUCUUACAAGAGCUCCGGCACCAACAGCCAGGGCAACCACUAUUGCGCCAGGGACUACGGUAGCAGUGCCUCGAACUCGAACUCGUACCACUAUAGCAACAGCGACGGGUCCUACUACUAUUCCAACCCCAACGGCAGCACCUACCACAACGACGGCAAUGGUGGCUCGACGUACACCUCGCCCAGCGGGGGCCAGUCCUCCACCAGCGGUAGCUCCGGCUCGUCGGGUAACUCGGGCAGCAGCAAGUAGGCCGUUGUGUGACGUCCGAACGCGGGGCAUUUCUUCUAAAUCUCCACGGACGGAGUGAUCAGUGGUCAAUGUGAUAGCUGAAUUGAGAGCCGAGUCAUCGCCUGCAAACUAGUAGUACACAUAUCGUACACCAUCACCGUCGUUACCAUCGUAACCAUCAUGUAAAGCGCAUCAUCCGAACCCCACCCCAUCCCCUAAAAAAGCACGCCCACCUCCCAUCACACCACCACCAUCAACCACCCCCUCCCCCUCCUCCCUUUCAAAGCGUCG